AUGUCGCCCAAGAAAAAAGGAACCUCAUAUUCGCAAGAAAACCUUCACCAGGCGUUGAUGUCAAUUAAAAAUGGAACCCCAGUGGGAAGAGCAGCUAAGCAAUUCCAUGUUCCCCGCACUACUCUGAGAAAUAAAAUUAGUGGAAAAUCCCCAAUGGAAACUUAUGGCAAGAGAGGUUAUUAUAGCGUUCUGGGACGAGAAAUAGAAGAACAUCUUGUAAAGUGGAUCUCAGACGCAGCCAAUCGUGGGUUUCCCGUCAUAAAGGAUAGUUUGCUGAUGAGUGUACAAGAGCUAAAUAAGGAUCAUUCAGUGACGAAUAAUUUCAAGAUCCGUAUCAAACCAUCAAAAGUUUGGUAUUAUGCCUUCUUCAGAAGGCACCCGGAAAUACGGCGAAAGCAGGCUGAAUAUGUAAACAAAGCUCGAGGAAGUGUGACUGAGGAGAAGAUCAGGAAAUGGUUUAGGGAUGUGCUUCAACAGCUAGGAGAUGACGUUGCGAUACUCGCUCAUCCUCAGCGCGUAUGGAAUAUGGAUGAGUCCGGGUUUAACCUAGCACCGACGGGAGAGCUUGUGCUUGCAGCAGCUGGUCGUCACGUGUACAUAGAAUCAAGAAACUCAGACAAGGAGAAUAUAACAACGUUAUUUUGUGUGAACGCGAGUGGAUGUUUCGGACCGCCGCUCACAUUAUACAAAUAUGCAAGAUUGCCAGCAGUGGCUGCCCUUUCUGCGCCCGCACAUUGGGCGCUCGGGAAAACCGAAAUAGGAAAUGUAUUCCUGCCAUUCCAAAAUGAACAACAAAUUCAAAGACCGAUUAUUGUCUUCCUCGACGGGCAUAAGUCACAUCUCUCUCUGCAAUUGAGUGAGAUGUGCCGAGAUAAUGGCAUCAUCCUGGUUGCUCUUUACCCGAAUGCCACGCACAUACUCCAGCCACUUGAUGUGGCUGUGUUUAAGGCAAUAAAGUCCCGCUGGAAAGCGUAUAAGCGUCAGUGGCGAAUUGAACACGAUGGGAAUGAGGUGACUAAGUUUGACUUACCAUCGAUCCUUAAUAAAAUUAUCCAGGAGGAUCAGAUGCCUAAUAACGUAGUUUCGGGUUUUAGAGCCACGGGUAUCUUCCCAUUCAAUGAAAAUGCUGUGGAUUACAGGAAAAUUAUCCAAAGAUCACCACCACCGGCACAACUCCUCGAAAACAUGCAAAAUGAGGCUCAGAAUAUGAACUUAACCCACUUGAUGCAUGUAGAGAGCAAAAUAGAUCCUCAAAAGUUGGAAGAUUUCAGAGCUACCAUGAUAGAAGGAGGCCCAUGGUCAGGAGAUGUAGCUGAUACAUCUUUUUUUUUUUAUUUCUAUAGGGAUAUGGUAUUUGAAACAUAUCACCCAAAUUUGCCCCCUUUCUUAACUGAGAGCUUUGUUUCGUCAGACAUAUUGUUUGAAGAAGUUCUAGAUGAGUCAAUUUUGGAACCGUUGGAACUUAAUGGCAAUACCUCAGAACCACAUUCCCAAGAGAAGGAUCCACUGGCUUUGCCUAUGAUUUGGCCAGGUCCAACGAAAAGCAACCGCAAGGAAAAGAAUGAAUCGGAAAGGCUGUUUGUCACUACGUCACAAAAAUGGGUUGAUAUUCAUCAGGAAAAGCAGACAGAAAAGCAGAAAAAGGAGAUGGCUAAAGCUGAGAGAAAGAGGAUCAGAGAAGAAAAAACUAAGACAGUCGCAAUGGCUAGAAAACCAAAAAAAAUAAUGUCCCAAUUGAUAAUGUAA
Phlebotomus papatasi is the source of this 1746-nucleotide messenger RNA. RefSeq lists its product as uncharacterized. Lineage: Eukaryota; Metazoa; Arthropoda; Insecta; Diptera; Psychodidae. Gene Ontology annotation, molecular function: DNA binding. Gene Ontology annotation, cellular component: nucleus. The record is from RefSeq and is a predicted model, not a curated record. The coding region runs from base 1 to 1746 and encodes 581 amino acids. The transcript has a single exon.